AUGAUGUAUUCUUCUAAGAACACUAAUAGAGACGUCGAUGCGCUUACUCAGGACUUAGGCCAACUGAGUUUUGAUGCUGAAAUCGAUAGCAAAAAUCAGGGUGUCGCUGAAUUACCACAUACUCCUUCUAGAUAUUUACAAAGAAAGCCUAAUCAAAAAUCUCCUACUGGAAAGCAGGCGGGAGCUGCGUACUACACAUCAGCACGUAAUGCGGAUGAUUACUCUUUGAUGGAAGUAGAUGAGCGUUCAAAGGACGAUAUUGAUCUAACUCGGUCUCCGAAAAAGUUGCCACUUGACUUUCAUAAGAGAGCCUCCUCAAUUAAAACUAAACGACUUGUGAGCGUUUGCCAAAUGUUCUUUUUGGACUACUAUUGCGAUAUGUUUGAUUACGUGAUUAGUAGGAGAGAACGUACGCGUCAAGUUAUGCAUUACCUUGAGCAACAACGUGGCCAAGGAUGUCAUACAUCUAAAGAAAUCGCAGAUGAAUGGCAGAGUUAUUUGGCUAGGGAAACUGCUAUUUUAAGAAAAAGACGAAUGAAGCCUAAGAAUAAAGAUUUUGAGAUCAUCACACAAGUAGGACAAGGUGGUUAUGGUCAGGUAUAUCUAGCAAGAAAGAAGGACACAAAGGAAAUUUGUGCUUUGAAGAUAUUAAAUAAAAACUUGCUUGCAAAAUUGAAUGGCACAGACCAUGUUUUGACAGAGAGAGACAUCUUAACUACGACUCGUUCUGAGUGGUUGGUUAAGUUGUUGUAUGCCUUCCAAGACGCACAAAGCCUUUAUCUAGCCAUGGAAUUUGUACCGGGUGGUGACUAUAGGACGCUAUUAAUCAAUACUAGAUUCCUACAAGCACCUCAUGCCAGAUUUUACAUUAGUGAAAUGUUUUGUGCAGUUGACGCGUUGCAUAAGUUAGGUUAUACGCAUAGAGAUUUGAAGCCGGAAAAUUUCUUGAUCGAUUCUAAGGGGCACAUAAAGUUAACUGAUUUUGGCUUGGCUACAGGUACAGUUUCUAUGGAAAGGAUUGAAAGUAUGCGAAUUAGACUAGAGGAAGUUAAAAAUUUGGAAUUCCCAGAAUUCAAAGAAACAUCUAUGGAUUAUAGAAGAAAGAUGUACAAUAAGGUCAGAGAAAAAGAGCUGAAUUAUGCAUCUUCUACUGUUGGAUCACCAGAUUACAUGGCAUUGGAAGUUUUAGAAGCGAAGAAUUACGAUUUCACAGUCGACUAUUGGUCACUAGGUUGCAUUCUUUUCGAAAGUUUAGUCGGUUAUACCCCAUUUAGCGGCAGUUCAAGUAAUGAGACAUACGAAAACUUAAGACGUUGGAAACAAGUUUUGAGAAGACCAACUUGUGAAAAUGGAAGAGCUGCCUUUUCAGACAGAACAUGGGAGUUGAUAACUAGAUUGAUAGCUGAUCCUAUCAAUAGGUUGCGGUCGUUUGAACAUGUUAAAAAGAUGAGAUACUUUGCGGAAAUAGAUUUCAACACUUUGAGGACCUUAAACCCCCCUUUUAUUCCCCAAUUGGAUAGUGAUACGGAUGCUGGUUAUUUUGAUGAUUUUACUAAUGACGCAGAUAUGGCAAAAUACGCUGAUGUUUUCAAAAGACAGGAUAAACUCCAUGCCAUGGUAACCGAUUCUGCAAGCGGAGCGGCGUUGGUUGGUUUCACAUUUAGGCAUAGAAAAGGUAAGACUGGCUCUAGUGGUGUGUUGUACAAUGGAUCUGAGCAUGCAGACCCUUUUGCGACAUUUUAUUAG
Messenger RNA from Eremothecium sinecaudum, 1746 nucleotides. Its product is annotated as serine/threonine-protein kinase. The coding region runs from base 1 to 1746 and encodes 581 amino acids. The transcript has a single exon. Gene Ontology annotation, molecular function: ATP binding; protein serine/threonine kinase activity. Gene Ontology annotation, cellular component: spindle pole body. Gene Ontology annotation, biological process: peptidyl-serine phosphorylation; intracellular signal transduction. NCBI's taxonomy places the organism in Eukaryota, Fungi, Ascomycota, Saccharomycetes, Saccharomycetales, Saccharomycetaceae. The record is from RefSeq and is a predicted model, not a curated record.